UGAAAGCGUUGAAGAUGAUAGCUCCGGACGAGCUCCGCUGCACCUAUUCGGACGGUAAAACCGGGCGGUGCUGCGGAUAUAAAAUUUCCAUGAAGGAGUUAUGCCAAAAACAUUACCUCCAGGGUUACAUUCUAUCAGUCAACAAGGAGGAACGGAAGCCNCUGCGGCGGAAGGAGAGGAAACCUCUGGAAAUGUGCAGGCGCCAUGGGAGAGUGAUGCGAUGAUGAAAGCGUUGAAGAUGAUAGCUCCGGACGAGCUCCGCUGCACCUAUUCGGACGGUAAAACCGGGCGGUGCUGCGGAUAUAAAAUUUCCAUGAAGGAGUUAUGCCAAAAACAUUACCUCCAGGGUUACAUUCUAUCAGUCAACAAGGAGGAACGGAAGCCUGUGCUCUCUCCUCCGUCAAAUUUCAGUUCCGGAAGUAGCAUUUUUGUAAAGAGGAGAAGAGAGAGGCAAGCCGAGGAGUUGUCUGAUGAUGCGACAAGGAAGAAGAAACCUAGAGUAACGGGGGAUGUAGAAGGCGAGAGGGCAAAAUCUGUGAGAAAUACGAAGAAACCCCAUAGUGAUAGGGAAAAAGGCAAAAAUGAGGCCUUAAAGUGUGUCCCAAAGGAUUCCUUUUCCAAAAGAGAUGUAAAAUCACUGGAGAAGAUAAAACUACCAGGGGGAGGGCGAAAGGAUGGUUGUUCAGAGGGUGGCAGGUUGAUUCCAGAAGACGGUGCAGCAGGAAAGAAGAGGUCAUUGUCACAUGAGGUGAAGAAAAUGGGGCAUCAAAGUGAGAAUGUUGUAUCUCUAGAUGCCCUAGGGAAGAAAGAUGAUGUUGUUCCACUAAAAUCAUCUGGAAAGAGUAUUAGAACCGGACAUAUGUCAGACAUAAAACAUAAAAAGUCGGAAGAGAAUAAAUCUAUCAAGGCAAAAAAGGGACACAGUGGAAAUAUAGCAGAUUAUGACACCAUAGAGAAUGAGGGUAGACAAUCAAAAUCUUCAUUGAGAAGAAACCAUAAAGCCACUGGUGUUGUUAAUGACUCACAAGGUAAAAGCAAGCUUAAACAAGGAAAAAUUGAUCUGAGGAGGAAGCACUUCUCUAAUGAUGAUCCGAGUGAUGAUUGCCAGAUGUGUCAUCAAUGCAUGAAGAGUGAUAGAAAAGUUGUUCGUUGUCGCAGUGGAUGCCGCAGGCGCUAUUGUGUUCCCUGUAUUUCAAGAUGGUACUCUAACCUUACAGAGGAAAAAAUAGCGGAGAAGUGUCCAUUUUGUCGAGGAAAUUGCAAUUGCAAAGAUUGUUUACGUCGUAUUACCAAGGAUUCUGUAUAUGUAGGAAUACCACCAGAUUUUAAAGAAAAGAGAAGCCGUCUUCAGUAUCAUUUAAAUGCGCUCUAUCCGUUUCUCAAAAAGUUUUAUCUGGAUCAAAUGACUGAAAAGGAGAUAGAGGCCAAGAUUCAAGGGGUAUCAUUGUCUGAGAUAAAGAUAUCACAAGAAAUCUGUCACAAUGAUGAGCGUGUGUACUGUGACAAUUGCAAUACCUCCAUUGUUGAUCUCCAUAGAACCUGCCCUUCUUGUUCAUAUGAUCUCUGCCUGACCUGUUGCCAUGAAAUUCGAGACGGUUGCUUGCAAAAAGGUCAUAGAAAUGUCACGCUUCAAUCUCUUGAUGGAGGGAAAUCAUAUUUGUAUAGAGAUGUUUCUCACUCACUGGCAAGCAAUGACUCAGCUUGUGAGGAUCAGGUUAGUAAGCUGCCAGAGUGGAAAGCGGGGGAAAAUGGUGAAAUCCCUUGCCCACCUAAAGAAAGGGGAGGCUGUGGAUAUCACAGACUGGAGCUUAAGCAUUUUUUACCUGAAAGUUGGGUUUCUGAGACAAUGAAGAGAGUAGAAAGCUUACUUGAAAUUAAUGGCUGUUCCAAUGAGCAUCAAAUUCCUAAGGAGCAGUGUCCUUGUUUCAGAGAUGAAACUGCUAAUGGUGCAAAAAAUGUUAGGAAAGCUGCCUCCAGAGAAGAUUCUAAUGACAACUGUUUGUAUUGCCCAUCAGCAAAUGACGUUCAGAAUGGUGACCUUGAGCACUUUCAGAGACAUUGGAUCAUGGGAGAGCCUGUGAUACUUAAGCAUUUUUUACCUGAAAGUUGGGUUUCUGAGACAAUGAAGAGAGUAGAAAGCUUACUUGAAAUUAAUGGCUGUUCCAAUGAGCAUCAAAUUCCUAAGGAGCAGUGUCCUUGUUUCAGAGAUGAAACUGCUAAUGGUGCAAAAAAUGUUAGGAAAGCUGCCUCCAGAGAAGAUUCUAAUGACAACUGUUUGUAUUGCCCAUCAGCAAAUGACGUUCAGAAUGGUGACCUUGAGCACUUUCAGAGACAUUGGAUCAUGGGAGAGCCUGUGAUAGUUAGAAAUGCUCUUGAACUCACAUCUGGUCUAAGUUGGGAACCUAUGGUAAUGUGGCGUGCUUUUCGCAAUAUAAGUAUCAAGGAAGGUGCAUCAGAUUUGGCAGUGAUAGCAAUCGAUUGCCUUGAUUGGUGUGAGGUACAAAUUAAUAAUCAUACCUUUUUUAUGGGGUAUAAUGAAGGUCGGAUGCAUAACGAUGGAUGGCCUGAAGUGCUGAAGCUAAAGGACUGGCCCUCAUCUACUUUAUUUGAAGAGCGGUUGCCACGUCAUUGUGAAGAAUUCAUUAGAGCCUUGCCAUACAAGGAGUACACACAUCCUUAUGCUGGUAUUCUUAAUACUGCAACAAAACUACCAAAAGAAGCAUUGAAGCCAGACUUGGGACCUAAAACUUAUAUAGCAUAUGGGUUUGUGGAAGAACUUGGGCGAGGAGAUUCUGUGACCAAGCUUCAUUGUGACAUGUCUGAUGCGGUAAAUGUUUUGAUGCAUACUGCCGAAGUGUGCAUACAUGAUUCUCAGGUUCCUAAAAUUAAAAAGUUGAAGAAAAAGCAUGAUGCUGAAGACCUAAAAGACUUGUUUGCUGUUGGUAGAGAUGAAGGGGCUGAGAGCCCAGAUCUGGUGCCUAUAUAUAAAUUCAAGUCUGCAUCAUCCAACAGUGGGCCAACAAAUGACGUUAACAAUUCUAUGGUUGAUGCAACAGAUGGAGGUGCAGUCUGGGACAUUUUCAGGCGACAAGAUGUUAACAAGCUUGAGAAAUAUCUUAGAAGGCACCAUAAGGAAUUUAGGCAUCUACGUUCAAAACCAGUGGAGCAGAUUUUUCACCCAAUCCAUGAUCAAGUUUUCUACUUGAACACAUACCAUAAGAGGAAGCUCAAAGAGGAGUUUGGUGUUGAACCUUGGACGUUCAUCCAGAAACUUGGAGAAGCAGUUUUCAUUCCUGCUGGGUGUCCUCAUCAAGUUAGAAAUAUUAAAUCUUGUAUAAAGGUUGCUCUUGAUUUUGUUUCACCCGAAAAUGUGGGUGAAUGUAUUCGAAUGACCGAGGAGUUUCGCGUCCUUCCCCAAAAUCACAGAGCUAAGGAAGACAAAUUAGAGGUAAUGAAGAUGACUUUACAUGCAAUCCGAGGUGCUUUGGAUGAACUGGAGAAACUAGAAGCAAAAUAAUAUAAAAAGUAAUGUUGAUGCUGGAAAUUAAUCAGAGGUUUAUAGAUAAUGGUAUGGGCAUUUUGUUGUUUUUGCUAGCUUUACCUGCCCCUUUUUGUUGAGUAAAACGGGUAAAGAUAUAAAUGCUAAACCCCGUU
Messenger RNA from Cuscuta campestris, 3654 nucleotides. Lineage: Eukaryota; Viridiplantae; Streptophyta; Magnoliopsida; Solanales; Convolvulaceae. The record is from the annotation of a GenBank genome assembly.